CUUUCACAGGUUUUUCCCCUUUGGUUUUGCCACUGCCUACCGAACUGCGGGAUUUUCUUUUAGGGUCCAUUUGAUCGACUUGCAUGCGUUUGUUUUCUUCACUAAAAUGUUCCUUCGGACCUUAGAAAUAACAUUCCUCAUCUAUUUUGCGUCGCACAUUCCCAUUACUCUCUUCAUUGAUCUUCAAGCACUGCUGCCUGAACAAGCGUAUCCCCAAGCACUGAAAGACUUACUGCAGUGGUAUGCUGCCGAGUUUAAAGAUCCGAUGGUGCUGGACCCGCCUGUCUGGUUUAGAUCUUUCAUAUUCUGCGAAGCACUAGUUCAGUUACCUUUCUUUCCUGUGGCGGCGUAUGCGUUCCUGAAAGGCAACUGCAGGUGGAUCAGGACUCCGGCAGUUGUGUACUCCGCCCAUGUGACCACCACUCUGCUCCCCAUCCUGAGUCACAUCUUAUUCCACAACUUCCCACAGACGCACCACGCAGGUCCACAGACGUUAAAGGAGCGUUUAACCCUGGCCUCGGUUUACUCGCCGUACCUCGUAGUUCCGAUCAUGCUGCUACUCACCAUGCUCUUUAGCUCAGCAUAUAGCUCCUCUCCUCCGACGGGGAAAGCUUCAUCAAAGGCCAAGAAACAGAAAUAGAUGCUUUUAUUUCCAAUUCUAUCGUUCAUUUACUGUCAGUUCCACACAGUGCAGUUUUGUUAGAGUAACAUCUUGUAACACAAAAGAUGCAACAGUUUCUUUACUGUGUCUUCUGAAGUUAAACAAUCUUAUGAAACCAAUGUUUUUAAGUGAGACAGAAUUGAGUGGUUCUGAAACGUUUAUGGAAAACUUACUAUAAUUAAUUUAACUUGAUCACUUAAUUUCUAUUAGUUCUUAGAACUGUGAUAAAACACCACCAUGUUGUGCUGUCCACCCCAGAAUGCAGUUUGAUUUAUAAGAUGAAGACUUGCAUGUGCAAAAUAUUUUUAUUCAAAUAUAUAUCAGCUUUACAAGAUGCUUGUAAAAGUAAUGUUGGUUGAUAUGCAAGAUCUAAAUAAUGUAAAACAAUAAAUUAAGGAUCUGUUUGGUUU
Electrophorus electricus (electric eel) is the source of this 1071-nucleotide messenger RNA. RefSeq names its product transmembrane protein 97 (gene tmem97). NCBI's taxonomy places the organism in Eukaryota, Metazoa, Chordata, Actinopteri, Gymnotiformes, Gymnotidae. Gene Ontology annotation, cellular component: endoplasmic reticulum. The record is from RefSeq and is a predicted model, not a curated record.